AUCCAAGAGCGUGGCCCUCCUUUCCCUCUAUUUUUCCAGAGAGAUAGAUAGAUAAACCUCUCUCUCUCUGUAGCAAAACAAUGGCGAGAGCAGCGUGCCUUCACCUUGUUCCGGCACUGGUGAAUCCAUUGAAGUCAUCAUCUCUGUCAAGAAACCACUCUCUCCUCCUUCUCGCAGAGAGGUGUCACUCUCUUCAGCGGCGGCGAUUCUCUUCCUCAGCCUCCAAAAUAAGCAUGAGCCUUAGAGCCGGCAUCGUUGGCCUCCCCAAUGUCGGCAAAUCCACUCUCUUCAACGCCGUCGUUGAGAAUGGAAAGGCUCAAGCUGCUAAUUUCCCUUUUUGCACAAUAGAGCCAAAUGUAGGGAUUGUUGCAGUUCCAGAUCAGCGGCUUCAAGUACUUUCUGAUCUUAGCAAAUCUAAACGAGCGGUCCCAGCAUCCAUAGAGUUUGUGGAUAUUGCUGGGCUUGUCAAGGGUGCCAGUCAAGGCGAGGGUUUGGGUAAUAAAUUUUUAUCACACAUUCGUGAAGUGGACUCCAUACUUCAGGUUGUACGCUGUUUUGAGGAUAAUGACAUUGUUCAUGUGAAUGGGAAAGUCAAUCCAAAAUCUGAUAUCGAAGUUAUAAACUUAGAGCUCGUUUUCUCAGAUUUGGACCAGAUUGAGAAAAGAAUGGAGAAACUCAAGAAAGGCAAGGCGAAGGAUUCACAAUCUAAAGUAAAGGAAGAAGCAGAGAAGUCUGCCUUGGAAAAGAUUCAGCAGGCACUUAUGGAUGGAAAACCAGCACGAUCAGUAACUUUGACAGAGUUUGAAAAGGAUGCUAUAAAGCAUCUUUGCUUGUUAACAAUGAAACCAAUCAUCUAUGUUGCCAAUGUUGCUGAGACUGAGCUAGCUGAGCCUGAAAAUAAUCCUCAUGUCAAAGAAGUGAUGAAUGUUGCAUCAGAAUUACAAUCUGGACUGGUGUCAAUCUCAGCACAGGUUGAGUCAGAGCUUACUGAACUUCCAUAUGAAGAAAGGAUAGAGUAUUUAAAAUCUCUUGGUGUCAGUGAAAGUGGUCUUGGAAACCUAAUUAGGGCAACUUAUAGCCUUUUAGGGAUGCGUACAUACUUCACUUCUGGCGAGAAGGAAACAAAAGCAUGGACCAUACUUUCAGGAAUGACUGCACCUCAAGCUGCUGGAGUUAUCCACUCAGACUUUGAGAAAGGUUUCAUUCGAGCUGAGACUGUGGCUUAUGAUGAUUUUGUUGCUGCUGGUUCACUUGCUGCUGCAAGGGAGAAAGGACUUUUGCGAUCUGAGGGUAAAGAUUACAUUGUACAAGAAGGAGAUGUAAUGCUGUUUCGUUUCAAUGUAUAACGACUGUAUUAUUGUGGCUGAAAUUAUUUGGUUAUUCCUCAACCCAACAAGCUGGCCAGUGAUCCAGGUUAUGGUUCAUUAAAAAUUUUGGUGGCCCGAGAAUUCAUACAAUGAUCAAAGUGCUGACCAAUAUGGUGGAUUAUUCUUUCACUUGUAUGCAAGAAACUCGAUAGUAGUUCUUGUAGAGUAAAUAUUUGAGUUGAUUUUAUUUCAAGGUUACACAAUUAGGAAAUUGAACAUAUUAGAGAAAAAGAAAAGGAAACUAGAAAAAGGAAAAUCAAAGUGAAGUCAGUGUAUCUUUGGUUUUUAUCAACCUUGAGGGGCAUAAUUAGUUUCUAUUACAAUAAUUUCUUCUGUGAGAAUAAAUUCGAACCUCUUUCUUCUGUUUGUGAGAAUUCCUUUU
Messenger RNA from Quercus lobata, 1749 nucleotides. Its product is annotated as GTP-binding protein-like protein. The transcript is spliced from 11 exons. The record is from RefSeq and is a predicted model, not a curated record. Gene Ontology annotation, cellular component: cytoplasm. The coding region runs from base 81 to 1346 and encodes 421 amino acids. NCBI's taxonomy places the organism in Eukaryota, Viridiplantae, Streptophyta, Magnoliopsida, Fagales, Fagaceae. Gene Ontology annotation, molecular function: GTP binding; ATP hydrolysis activity; ATP binding.